AUGGGGGAUCAAGAUGCCAAAAAGUUCACGACGAUCCGAAAGGCAGACCUGUUAAAAAACUGGCUUGUUGUCUCAGCUGUCAAUAUUCCUGCCGACGAUUCCAGCAACAAGAACGACGAUGCAUCAUACAUUGCUCAACAAGCUGAAGCGAGGAUAGAAGCUCAUGGCCCUCUGCAAGAGAUUCUCUCAAAACGAACGUUACGAUCGGGCAAGGUCAUGUACGAUGUGAGGUGGAACGAUGGCACAAGAACACAGGAAGGCAUUCGUAUGUUGCGUGAAGUGGAUCUCGACAUGCUGAUGGGCUUCCAUGAACGCCUCGAUCUUGACAACAACAGCAGCAGCAGCGGCAGCAGUAGCAGUGGAAGCGUUUACGAAGAAAGACCCUCGAUGCGCAAAUUCGUUGUGGAAGACUCUGAUUCAGACGACAGCUCACAUGAGUAUUCGAAUGCCAACGAUGAACUCGAGAGCUCUGAAGACGACACACCAAGCAGCCAUUCCACACCCGACACCACUCGUAAGAGCAGUCGACCACCUACGAAGGAACCGAAGAAGACGCGGCACUUUGAUUUGGAAAUACCACCCGUUGUUCAGCAGCAGAAAGGGCCUAUGGCAGCUGUACCAUACUACACCAAUCGACCUUUUGUUGAACGGCAUUGGAUUGAUUGUUUGAAGUGUAAGGAGAAAGGAUACCCGAAUGGACCCCCACGUGACAAGGGCAAAAAGAAAAGAGGUGGAAGACAGCGACGACCUAUGGAUGACAUAUUUGAGAUGACACCAGAGGAAGAAGAAGAGCUUCAAGGACGUCUUUUCUUAUGUAUUACAUGUACAGCAUCUGUUCACGAAGGUUGUCUUGCAGUACCACACAAACGUUUCUUACGUGAAUGCAUCAAAAACGACAAAGAACGCACCGAAUUUCAAUGCGCUUUAUGUCUAUCAGCUAUUGCCAGCAAACCAGAUUGUAUUCCAGCUUGUGAUGGAUGCCAUCAAGUACACAACAUUGCUGAUUUGAAGCUAUUGCCGAAGACAAUGACCAACAUGGCUAGCCCAAGCACGAAUUCAGAUCAACCUCUCAGCGAUAGGGAGAGUCCAACACAAAUUGCAACACCUCCAGAUACCGUGGAUGAUCAUCCUACCGAUCCCAAUGGCCUUUUACGAUGUUCAAUGUGCAGACGUGGAUUUCACGACUCUUGUUUACCAGCUGUCGCCGAUGCUACGAUGUUCGACAAUGAGGAUGUUUUCAAGGGAGCAUCUCGUCAAACGAUCAUACAAACAUGUUUGGAACAACAAAAGUGUACAGAGUGCAUUACAUUCAACAAAAAGGUGGAAAGGAUCGUGACAUGGCGCAUUGCGGGAGAACCAGCUGAUAAGAGACUUGAUAUCACAUUCGAUGCAGCAAAAGGGGCCAAAGAAUAUCUCGUCAAAUGGGUCGACACUUCAUAUCGGCAUCUCACUUGGGUGCCUGAAGAGUGGAUUAGUCGUACAUGCAAACAAUUAUACAACAAAUAUUGCGACCGUGUCAGGCAUUACAAUCACGCGAUUGAAGAAGAUUUGGUCCCCAAAGCAUGGAAGACUGUUGAAAGGAUAUUGACAGCAGUCGAUAUUUAUGGCAAUACGAUCACCAAAGGUCCAGCAAGAAGCGUCCAUAAAAUACUCGUCAAGUUUAAUGAUUUGAACUUUGAUGAAGCUUGUUGGGAUACACCACCACCGGAAGAUUCGGAUUUGUACUCGUUCUUUACCGAUGCCUACAAGCAGUAUUUGCACGCAUGUACAGUGAAGCCGCCUACAAAGAUGAAGCAACGUGUUGAAGAAGUACGCUACGCGGCAACCAGGGAGAAUUAUAGCCAGCACGAGAUUAAGCAACAGCCCAAUUUUAUUGCCGGAGGCACUUUACUACCACAUCAGCUGGAUGGCCUCAAUUGGCUCAUUUACCAGUGGGAAAGAAGUUCACCAUGUAUUCUCGCAGAUGAUAUGGGUCUUGGCAAGACAAUCCAAAUUGUAUCGUUCCUCAACUUGCUGUUCAAAAAGUUUGGCGUGUAUCCGUUCCUUGUCAUUGUCCCAAACAGCACAGCAACCAAUUGGCUUAGAGAAUUCAACAAAUGGGCGCCUGACAUGGUGGUAUCUACGUACUUUGGUUCUGCCAAGAGUCGACGACUUGUGAAACAACAUGAGCUGUUCCGUGGUGGUGAACAAGAUGGGAUACGUGUUCAUGCCGUCAUUCUUACAUAUGAAAGUGCGACAUCGGAUAUUUCAAUCUUUGGAAGAACCAAGUUCUGGCCCGCAAUGGUCGUGGAUGAAGCACAGCGAUUGAAGAACAAUGAAAGCUUAUUGUUUCAAAAGCUAAAGUCACUACAAUGGGAUCAUACUAUUUUGAUGACUGGCACUCCUCUUCAAAACAAUAUCCGAGAAUUGAUGAAUCUCAUGCACUUUGUGGAUCCAGAAAAGUUUGCUGACGUUGAAGCGUUGGAGGCAAAAUACGAGGAGCUUUCACGGGAUGUCGUUCAAGAGUUGCAUGAUCAAUUGAAACCUUAUUUCCUGAGACGGACCAAGGAAUUGGUGCUCAAGAUCCCUCCAAAGUCUGAAAUUAUUGUGCCCGUGAGCAUGACACCACUGCAAAAAGAGGUCUGCAAAGGCCUUUUGGAGAAGAAUUUGAUCUCUUAUGCAAUGCUCGACAAAAGCGACAAGGGCAGCAGCAGCAAAAGCAAGAGCAGUCUCAACAACAUCUUGAUGCAGCUACGAAAGGCGCUCAAUCAUCCAUACUUGAUCCCUGGUAUCGAGUUGCAACAAGAUACACCUGAAACCACUCAAAGGAUUUUGAUUGAUGCCUCGUCCAAGCUUAAAGUGCUCCAUCAAAUGCUUCCCAAGCUCUUGAAAGAUGGCCAUCGUAUCCUUAUCUUUUCGACCAUGCAAUUGACGCUUGAUAUCCUGGAAGACUACUUGAAUUAUGAAAGGGUCAAAUAUGUACGACUUGAUGGUACGACACCAACUAUUGAUCGAGUCAAAAAUAUCGAUGCGUUCAACAAGACAGGAUCAGAUAUCAAUGUCUUUUUGUUGACAACUCGUGCUGGUGGUGUUGGUAUCAAUUUGGCGACUGCUGAUACGGUCAUCUUGUGGGAUUUCGAUCCAAAUCCUCACCAAGAUCAACAAGCUAUUGGACGUGCUCAUCGUUUCGGUCAAACAUCGCCUGUGCUUGUGCUCAAGUUCAUGACACGGUUCUCAGUUGAAGAAAAGAUAGCCCAAAUCGCCAAGAAAAAGUUGGUGCUUGAUCAUUUGGUCGUGAACAGAAUGGAUGAUGAGGAUUUGGAGGAGAAUGAUGUUGAAAGCAUCAUCAAAUUUGGAACACAAGCUUUAUUUGACGACGACAAAUCCAAAGACAUCAUCUAUGAUUCUCAUGCUAUCGACAAAUUAUUGGAUCGCAGCCACAUUAGUAAUGUCGAGACCCCUGAGCAACAUGAGGAAACCGAUGAAAGUCAAAAGGGAUUCUCAUUUUCAUUUGCACGUGUUUGGAAUCAAGACAAGGAAGGUGCUACCGAGGAAUUAGCUGAUGAUACGGGUCCUCGUCAAGAAGAAAAUGAUUUCUGGUCCAAGUUUUUACAAGAAAAGAAGAAGCAAUACGAAGAAGAGCAACAAAAGAAAGAAGCGCUUGGAAGAGGUGCACGAAGACGAGGAAUGAUUAGCUAUCGUGAGGAUUUGCUUUAUGCUAACAGCAGCCAAGAAUCCAACAAGAAGAAACGCAAGCAAGCGACUCAAUCCACAACAGAACCUGAUGGCAAUGGGGAGGAUGGUACCUAUGUGGAUGAGCCCAAUGCGGGUGGUGAGGCUACUGAUAGCGAUGCAACGAUAUCAGACAGCGACUUGUCAGACUUCUUGGGAUCCAAAAAGCGAAAGCAGUUGGCAUCUAUUCCACAAGUUCCACAUCAGCCAUAUGAAUCUCAACCCUCUUCUCAGAUACAAGGUCCAAAUCAGCCAGCUGCCAAGCGACAACGUUCAAAGAAGCCACAGCAACAGUCGCCACAGCAACCACGAUUUCAAAUGUAUUCGCCACCCGCUUUUCAACAUGAACAGCGUAUUAAUUAUCCGCCACCACAGCCACCACUAUCACAACCAUCCAUGCAACCACUAUCACAAUUUGUACAAUUUGACCCAGCAAGACCUCCACCUCAAUUCAAUGUCCCUGUAUCACUUCCAAUGAGACCUUAUUCAAUGCAACCACCGACAAUACCACAAAACAUUCGCCCUGAAAGCUAUAUUCCGCAUCGUCCUCCCUAUCACCUACCACCUCAACCAGCACAAUCACAUCCACAAGUGGGAUCUGCUCCUCAACAUCAAAUACCACCAGCUAUAUAUGAGAACACUGAAAGGGGAGGUGCACGACUUCGUGAAGCAUUAAGUGCUGCUAUUCAACAACGACUCUCAUCACAGCAGCAACAGCAACAUAGAAAUGAGGAUUAUGAAACGAGGUAUGCGCAAGUGCGUGAAGCUAUUCAGCAACGACUAUCCAUGCAACAACAACAUGAGCAUGAGAUUGCUGAAGCGAGGAAUGCUCAAGUGCGUGCUGCUAUUCAACAACGUCUACCUCAACAACCACAACCACAACCACACCAUAGACAUGAGAAUAAUGAAGCUAUUCAACAACAACUUUCAAUGCAGCAGCAGCAGCAGCGUGAACGUGAGAUUACUGAAGCGAGAAAUGCACGACUGCGUGAAGCAAUUCAACAACGACUAUCAAUGACGCCACCACAUAGACAUGAGAAUACUGAAGCAAGAAAUGCGCAAGCGCAUGAAGUUAUUCAACAACGCCCAUCACAGCAGCCACAACAUAGACCUGAGAAUACUGGAGUAGACCAUUCGCAAUUACGUGACGCAUUGAAUAAUGCUAUUCAGCAACGUUUGCAGCAAAUCAACCAAGCUAGAGGGUCGCCUAUUGAUCAACGCAUGGCCAUCCAACAACAAGCUCUUCAAUUGAUCCAAAUGGGAGCGUCAGGGCAAUACGGUGCUAGAAGUGCACAAGAGAUGUUAUACAUUGCAGAGCAAUUACGCAACAAUCCAAAUGCACACGUGCCUCCACAGUACAUUGCUCCAACGGCUCCCUAUUUGCCUAAUACAGCAGCAGCAGCAGCAGCAGCACCAUCAUCUUCAUCACCACAACCACAACCACAACCACAACGAUCAGCAUUCUAUAACGUAGCUAGUCCAUCGGCUCCACAAUCACCAUCAUCACCAUCAUCGUCAGCAAAUCAACAACGCAACACUCCACCACAACAUCCACCAAGGUUCUCAGACGCUAGUCGUCAAUAA
Lichtheimia ornata is the source of this 5295-nucleotide messenger RNA. RefSeq lists its product as uncharacterized. NCBI's taxonomy places the organism in Eukaryota, Fungi, Mucoromycota, Mucoromycetes, Mucorales, Lichtheimiaceae. Bases 1 to 5295 code for a protein of 1764 amino acids. The transcript is spliced from 8 exons. Gene Ontology annotation, molecular function: ATP hydrolysis activity; DNA binding; histone binding. The record is from RefSeq and is a predicted model, not a curated record. Gene Ontology annotation, cellular component: nucleus; chromatin. Gene Ontology annotation, biological process: chromatin remodeling; negative regulation of transcription by RNA polymerase II.